AGGCUGCGCUCCGGGCAGGGCCCCGCAGAGCUGCGAGUGGUGGGGCCGCUGCGGCUGUUCGGGGAGCCGCCGCUUUCUGGGGAGGUCAGCCCUCCUUCCGAAGGUCUGUGCUUCGCCCGCGCCGCGGAGUGCUGGCUAUGAGAAUUCUGUGGCUGGCGCUGUGCGCUCUGGCGCGGUUGCGGCCCGGAGCCCUGGCGGGCUGCGUGGAGUCUGGGCGCUGCUGCCCCGGCCGGGACCCCGCCUGCUUCGCCCGCGGCUGGAGGCUGGACAGGAUCUAUGGGACGUGCUUCUGCGACCAAGCCUGCCGCCUCACCGGGGACUGCUGCUUCGACUACGCCACGGCAUGCCCAGCUCGCCCGUGCAUCGUGGGGGAGUGGAGCCCCUGGAGUGGCUGUGCUGACCAGUGCAAGCCGAUGGCCCGCGUGCGGAGGCGCCUGGUGCAGCAGGAGCCCCAGAACGGUGGGGCGCCCUGCCCUGCCCUAGAAGAGAAAGCCGGCUGCCUGGAGUACUCGACACCGCAGGGCCAGGACUGCGGGCAUGCUUUUGUCCCUGCCUUCAUAACUACCUCUGCAUUCAACAAGGAGAGAACAAGACAAGCUGUCUCCCCACAGUGGUCUACAGACACAGAGGACACUGGAUACUGUAUGGAGUUCAAGACCGAGUCAUUGACUCAUCACUGCGCUCUGGAAAACCGUCCCCUAACAAGAUGGAUGCAGUACCUACGAGAGGGGUAUACAGUGUGUGUCGAUUGUCAACCUCCAGCCAUGAACUCUGUGAGUCUCCGUUGUUCUGGAGAUGGCCUGGAUUCUGAUGGAAAUCAGACUCUCCACUGGCAAGCAGUUGACAAUCCUCGAUGUCAAGGAACUUGGAAAAAAGUUCGGCGAGUAGACCAGUGUUCAUGUCCAGCUGUGCACAGUUUUAUAUUUAUAUAGAUUGCAAGGUAAAUAUCAUAAAAUCUGUGUGUAAACAUGAUAAAUAUUAUCAAGUAUGUUCAACGCUUCAUAAACCUUUAAAAACUGUGUGGCCAAAUUUGUGAACAUCAUUGCCACACUGGAAAAAGAAAAUUGAGGGACCAGUUCUCAGUAAACACAAUACCUUUUUUUUAUUUAUAGUGAGCUGAGGACCCACUCUAAAGUCUCCUGUGAUUUUCUGUCCUUGAUCUUCUACAUAGGGGACCCUCAUUCUACAGGCAGCCCAUGUGACACAAAAUACAUGUCUGUUUGCACUAAAAUUACUAGAACAUGGUCCACUUAUUGGUGAAUACGUUGUCAUUUAAGGUUAUCUAUGCUUUGGAUCUUGCGUUUCUCUCCUUUUCUGUAAUCUUCAAAGCUUCUUGCUUUAAAAAUGUAUACUAUAUAUGUACAUUCUUACAUAAACAUUUCUCAUAUAUUAUUCCACAAAUUCUGAAAUGAUUCAUUUCAAGCAAAUUUUCACAAAUAAUUUUCCACAGGACAAAUUAUUUAAGAUUUAGCAAGCAUUCUGUAAUAAAAAAUAGCUAUGCUAAAAAUACUUUUUUUUGAAGAAAUAUUCUUCAGUUAAUUGAAAAGAUCAACUGUUCAUUCUAGAUCAGUAUGAGUUCCUUUAAAUGUUAUACUUUUCAUAAUGAGAAAUUUUGGCACCAGUGAAUGAAACAAUUGUUUUAAUUAUGAAAAUUCUACCAUCAUUAGUAUCUAAGAUUAUUUCCAUGGCUAAAGCCUGAAGCUGACUCAAACAGUCUUUCAAAGUCCAGUGUCAAGUUAAGUUGAAGUAAACUUAUUACAAUACUUGUUUUCUAUUUUGUGAGUAUUCAUUUUAUGUUUUGAGUAGAUGGCAGAGGAAUAGAUUAUCGAAGGCUGGAUUUUAUUACAAAUACUCUGAUCUCACAUGCAAACACACAUAAUAUUAGUCUUAUUUAAUGGUUGGGAAAUCUAUGAACCAGAGACCAAAUGGCUUGUUUAAGCACCUGGGAUGACAGGUCAUUCUGCAAGUCAGCCACAGAGCCAAAUCUCUGUUUCUCCUGCCAAACCCAGCUUUGAUGAAAAGCCAAAUUGUGUCAAAGACUGGGCUGUAAAGGCUAAGCCCUUUUCAUUUUCGGAACAAAUCUUAAAUUCAGGAUAUUUUCUUUGGAGAAUUGAAAUUCAAGAUUUAAACUAUAUGAAAUUCCUUCAGUUUCAUUUGUUUAAAAUAUUAUUAAUUAACAAAUUAUUUACUAAAAUAUGUAUUUCUUGGUACUUAUUAUGUGAUGAUAGGAUGACAAUAGCAAACUUAAUAGAGAUGGAAAAGUGCCCAAUAUGUAAUGCUGAGAGUAGCAAUAUUUCUGACUAAAUAUUCAUUUAACUGUCAAAGUUGUUUUUUGUGGUAAACUAAAUUCUUCAGAUAUUAAUAAUAAAAAUUUUGUAUCUCCUCAAGGUUAAGAUUUCAACCAUCAGUUCAGUAUUAACAUUUUAAGACCAUUUCUAACAUUUGUAAAGCAAGGUUUUUGAAAAUAUACCUGGGUAAUUUUCAAUGAUGCUUAAAAUUUUUGUACCAGUAAAUAAACUUUUUGUUCACAUUUUAAAAA
Phyllostomus hastatus (greater spear-nosed bat) is the source of this 2539-nucleotide messenger RNA. RefSeq names its product somatomedin B and thrombospondin type 1 domain containing (gene SBSPON). Bases 138 to 932 code for a protein of 264 amino acids. The record is from RefSeq and is a predicted model, not a curated record. The transcript has 5 exons. NCBI's taxonomy places the organism in Eukaryota, Metazoa, Chordata, Mammalia, Chiroptera, Phyllostomidae.